Messenger RNA from Cricetulus griseus (Chinese hamster), 3416 nucleotides. Lineage: Eukaryota; Metazoa; Chordata; Mammalia; Rodentia; Cricetidae. The record is from RefSeq and is a predicted model, not a curated record.
GUUAUUAGCCUGUGCUGAUCACUUGGAAAAGUAUGUUUUUAAAUAUCUUCAUUUUUGUGAAUUUUCUUUUAGCUGUUAAACGAUUGAUGAAAGAAGCUGCAGAAUUGAAAGAUCCAACAGAUCAUUACCACGCCCAGCCUCUGGAGGAUAACUUAUUUGAAUGGCACUUCACAGUUAGAGGGCCCCCAGAUUCCGAUUUUGAUGGAGGAGUUUAUCAUGGACGAAUAGUGCUGCCACCAGAGUACCCCAUGAAACCACCAAGCAUUAUUCUGCUAACGGCUAAUGGACGUUUUGAAGUAGGCAAGAAGAUCUGCCUAAGCAUCUCAGGGCAUCAUCCUGAAACCUGGCAGCCUUCGUGGAGCAUAAGGACAGCAUUGCUGGCCAUCAUUGGAUUUAUGCCAACUAAAGGAGAGGGAGCCAUAGGUUCUCUAGAUUACACACCUGAGGAGAGAAGAGCACUUGCCAAAAAAUCACAAGAUUUCUGUUGUGAAGGCUGUGGCUCUGCCAUGAAGGAUGUCCUGUUGCCUUUAAAAUCUGGAAGUGAUUCAAGCCAGGCUGACCAAGAAGCCAAAGAACUGGCGAGACAAAUUAGUUUUAAGGCUGAAGUCAAUUCAUCUGGAAAGACUAUCGCCGAAUCAGACUUAAACCACUCUUUUUCACUAAAUGAUUCACAAGACGAUCUACCUACAACAUUCCAGGGUGCUACAGCUGGCACAUCGUAUGGAGCCCAGAAUCCAUCUGGAGCACCCUUGCCACAACCUACCCAACCGGCUCCUAAGAAUACCUCCAUGAGCCCUCGACAGCGCCGGGCCCAGCAGCAGAGUCAGAGAAGGUCCUCCCCUUCCCCAGAUGUGAUCCAAGGCCAGCCACCAAGAGCCAAUCAUACCGAGAACGGCGGGUCUGCCAUGCUCAUUGUCAUUCUCACUUUGGCAUUGGCAGCUCUUAUAUUCCGACGGAUAUAUCUGGCCAAUGAGUACAUAUUUGACUUUGAGUUAUAAUGCUGGUUUGUGGCUUAAGAGCUGAGACUCGGUUGCUUCAUUAAACAUUCUGCAUUGGGUAUAACCUAAGUAUUGUUUACAAAAAGAUUAUUUUAUAUUUACCCUUCAUUACUUUUUUAUCGUUAUAAAUUCAUUGUGCUAUAGGCAGACAUUCAGGCUGUGGUCCAACAGUUUGUCCUGCUUAGAUUAAGGGACUGGAAGCCAUAGUUCCUUGUCUUACUAUUUAAUCUACUUCACAAACAAGUAACUUAUUGUGGUUGCUCAGACCCAAGCUGCUUUUCCAUAGAUUUUCAAUGCUUUCCUAUGUAGUCCUUUGGAGUUUUCAGAUAAAAGGUGGCAUUUUCACACCGGAGUAUUACUGGUUACAGUAAGUAGUAUCACUUACUGUCUCUAGGUAUGUAGACUGAGAAGGGAUAAAGAAUGGCAGAGGAAGGGCAAAUUUUUUGCUCACCAGCUUCUUGACAAGUGUCAUUUAUAGGAGAGAGACUGGGAUUGUCCAUUCUGUAGUCUUUGUAUUCGAAACUUUGUUCAGUGACAAUAAUUUUAUUUCAGACAUUUAUGAAGAUCUUUGUUAUAUAUUUGUUUUGGGAUAUUACUUGAAGAGGAAAGACUUUGUAGCCACUUUGAUAUGCUGUUAUCACCUCCAGUGUGCACACAAAUGAAAAGAAAACAGGCCUUUAUAACCCUGUCUUACAGAAGAAAGGAUCCAUACCAAGAAAUAGGUUGAUUUUUCUUUCACAAGUCAGGUGAGGAGAUCAUAAAGUUUUAAUCUUUGCUCUACUUUCAUUUGUACAUGGUUUGGAUUAUAUGUUAUAUGCCCAGCUUUGUAAUCACUAUAGCUUUUAAUUAUUCUAGGAAUAUUCAUAAUCAAAUUUUAAUAGAAAAACUCAGGGCCCAAGUAACAGUGGUAGAGAGAUUAAAAACAAACUUUUAUUUAGAAUUGUUCACUAAUCAAAGCCCAAGAAAAAUUUCAAUGAAAAUUUUAUCUGUCCCUUAGUGCCAGCCAGUCCCCCAGAUGCUGACAUCUGAUUUUGUCAUCACAGUGCCUAGUGAGACCAUUUAAGGCAAUAUUAUAUUGCCUUUAGCAUGUUCCUUCAGCAACCUUGAGGGAACUCUUGAGGGCCCCGUAUUGCUGGUUUAACUGUAAAAUAUAGACAGUUCCCAGGUUUUUAAAUGUAUCAUGCUCUCAAAGCCCAUUUAUAAGCAGUUUUGUGGUUUUUUUGUUUUGUUUUGUUUUGUUUUUUAAGACAACUGAAUAUAAAUGGUUUUUGGUUUCUAGGUCAUUCCACAAAGGUUAGUUAGCUCAUAUGUAUUUUAAGUAUGUGUGAGAGGGUAGUUGUAAAGUCCAUAUGUGGUUUUAACUAAAUACUCUUAUGGGCAUGAUAGAACAGCUCACAAACUCAUUCUAAAGUGAGUUUAAUUUUCACUCCUAUUAUGUGAUUUGGGGUCUGUUAACCAUUGAACAUACUUUCCAUUUUUAUUUGGUAGCCAGUUUUUGUUGUUGUAUCAACACCUAAAAUUUAAAAAGGCACUAUAUGCUAUAAUAUAAUCUUAAAGUUUAAUAGAUUAGGAUUUUAUAGUUAUUCAGAUUGUUUAUGUCUAUGUAUGAAAUUGGUAAAGUCUAAAAAGCCCCAAGAACUUUGUGAUGACCUCAUGUCAGGAAGACUAUAGGUUAUCAUUUUUUUUAAUUUUGUUGCCAUGAAAAAAUAUAUUCUGAGGCCUUAGUUUAUAAUACUGGAUAUGAAAAACAUUAGUUCAGUGGUCUCCUAGAAAGAAGUCAGUAGGGUGACACUAUCACCCUGUGCUAAGAUGGGUCAUAUGCUAGAGCAGUCUUCCUCCCAGUCAGACUGGCAGCCUUUGGAGCUCUGUGAUCUUGCUGCAUCUUCCAUGGGCACCUGUGCUGAGCACUAGGUUAUUGUGUGAUCUCAUCCAUUCUCCCCUCACUGUCGCUAACUGGCUACCUCCUUAUGUGUGUUGGCAUUUUUUAGCAUCUGAUAGACACAUCAAAGUGGUAUAUUUUGCUUUUUCCCUCAUAUGCUAUGUAAAAAUUGUCUCCCCACCCACAGUUGGAGUCAAUGAGCUCACUGAAGGGCCUCUAUUGUUAAAGCCUCAGUUUAGCCCCUUAAUUCCAGCAUAAGACCCAAAUCAUGUAGAAGCUGGUAGGUAAAGUCUUAGGAUCUCCAUGUCUCCAGUUCUCAGAUUUCAAAACUCAAGGCUUCUUCACUGACCAGCAUAGCAUAUGGCUACACAUCAAGAUAGUUAAAAUAGCAUGCUUGAAAAAUUUGCCUGUUUUGCUUGUAGCGAUCUAAGCUCAUGAGCUUUCCAAAUCUUCUGUACGUGGGGGAUUUAUGUAGCACUUUACAUUUCCAUGCUGCUGAUUGUUUUAUUCUACUGAAAUAAAUGAUUUCAUCAAGCUUC